Messenger RNA from Neoarius graeffei (lesser salmon catfish), 2644 nucleotides. RefSeq names its product olfactomedin 1a (gene olfm1a). Bases 366 to 1733 code for a protein of 455 amino acids. The transcript has 6 exons. The record is from RefSeq and is a predicted model, not a curated record. NCBI's taxonomy places the organism in Eukaryota, Metazoa, Chordata, Actinopteri, Siluriformes, Ariidae. Gene Ontology annotation, biological process: signal transduction.
GCUACUUCUCGCGUCUCAAAUUCGCCUCCCACAUCUGCCCUUCUCACAUUAGGAAUCCAACUUUUGCUAGCGAUGAAGUAAAUAGGCUAUAUAUAUAUAUUUUGCCUCCUUUUUGCGCUUUCGUUUCUUUUUGUCGUCUUUAGAAGCAGCCAAGGGAACAGGUCGAAGACGCGUCGGCAAACCGAGACGCGAUAAAUAUGCUAAAAGACAGCUCUGCUACCCUGAUUUCAUCCCUUUCCUUAUUUUGACAUCGAACCCUUAAAGAAAAUAUUGAAGGCGGGUGUGUAAAAAGAGAGCUGGACGAUUGUGCUAAAGUAGAUCUGCAUGCGAUAGCUUCUGGAUCAGGUGCCACCGGCGAGAAGAAGAUGCAGCCUGCGAGCAAGCUCCUGAGUCUCACCCUGCUUGUUCUGAUGGGAACAGAACUCACUCAAGUGCUGCCUGCGAACCCUGAGGAGUCGUGGCAGGUGUACAGCUCAGCACAGGACAGUGAGGGCAGGUGUGUGUGCACCGUGGUGGCUCCUCAGCAGACCAUGUGCUCGCGGGAUGCCAGAACUAAGCAGCUGAGACAACUCCUUGAAAAAGUACAGAACAUGACCCAGUCAAUCCAGACUUUGGAUGAGAGGACACAGAAAGACCUGCAGUAUGUCCAUCGAAUGGAGGUGCAACUGCGUGGCCUGGAGACUAAAUUCAAGCAGGUGGAGGAGAACCACAAGCAAAAUAUUGCUAAGCAAUACAAGGCCAUAAAAGCGAAAAUGGAGGAACUUAGGCCAAUGAUACCAGUGUUGGAGGAAUACAAGGCCGAUGCAAAAUUGGUAUUGCAGUUUAAAGAGGAAGUCAAGAAUCUGACGUCAGUGCUAAGCGAGCUGCAGGAGGAGAUCGGAGCCUUUGACUACGAGGAGCUCCACAACAGGGUGUCAAAUCUUGAGGAGAGGCUUCGUGCAUGCAUGCAAAAAUUAGCAUGUGGAAAACUAACAGGAAUAAGUGACCCUGUCACUAUUAAGACAUCCGGCUCGAGAUAUGGAUCAUGGAUGACUGAUCCCCUUGCCCCUGAUGGUGACAGCAGGGUUUAUUACAUGGACGGGUACCAUAACAACCGCUUUGUACGUGAGUAUCCGUCCAUGGUGGAAUUCAUGAAUUCUGAUAACUUCACCUCUCAUCGGCUCCCUCACCCUUGGUCUGGAACAGGCCAGGUGGUCUACAAUGGCUCCAUUUACUUCAACAAGUUCCAGAGCCACACUAUCAUUAAGUUUGACUUCAAGACAUCCAUGAUCAGUAAGUCCAGCCAGCUGGAUUAUGCUGGCUUCAACAACCGCUACCACUACUCAUGGGGUGGCCAUUCUGAUAUUGAUCUCAUGGUGGAUGAAGGAGGACUUUGGGCAGUGUACGCCACCAAUCAGAAUGCAGGAAACAUCGUCAUAAGCAAGCUAAACCCAAUUACAUUGCAGAUAAUCAAGAGCUGGACCACUAACCACCCGAAAAGAAGUGCCGGGGAAGCUUUUAUGAUCUGUGGAACUCUGUAUGUAACAAAUGGCUACUCCGGAGGAACAAAGGUAUAUUAUGCCUUCCACACCAACUCCUCCACCUAUGAGUAUAUCGACAUCCCUUUCCAGAACAAGUAUUCGCACAUCUCUAUGUUGGACUAUAACCCAAAGGACAGAGCACUGUAUGCGUGGAACAAUGGACAUCAGGUGCUGUAUAAUGUAACUCUGUACCACCUUAUCCGCUCUGAGUAGACCCUGUAUGAGUGACCUUAUCAAGCCACGUGAGAUGUAGAUCUGAAGAAUUACUGAAGAGUAGAAAAAUAACCAGUGAUUGUUCAAUUAAUGAAGACGUCAAAUAUAUAUAUUCAAAGUAAUAUUAGGCAAUGAUAUAAACAGCUGCCAAAAGGUUAUGCCUUUCUUUUGUAAUAUUUGGACACUGAGGUUAUACUUUCUUUGACUGUCUUCUGAAUUUUGUAUCACAGAGUACUUGUACAGCUUUGUCUAUGAAUAUGAAAUAAAGCAUCCUAUUGGCAGAGAGAGAGAGAGAGGAAGUAUGGUGCAGAAAGGAAGACAUUUCUGUUUAUUUACACAAUCAUAGCCUUUGUAUCAAAAGCAAUCAAUAACCUUUCAACACCAACUAAAGAUAUGAAGGCACUGACUGUUGGAGGAACCCUGUUUAAAACAAACAAUAUCAUUGUGGUUGUAUGUACUGUUCUGAUUUUCUUAAGUUUUGCAUGGACAUUUGAUAGCACAGAGGUUCACAUGGAUGUAUGUAGUUCUCAGUAAUAUGGCACAUGUAUAUGAAAAGGAGAGUAGAUUAGCAAUGGGUUGACAUUAUUUGCUAUGUUUUAUUUAUGUCUACUUUUCAUUGACAUUAACCGUGCAUCUGAAAUUUUUUGUGUCCAGAGAAUUUCAAGUUUUUAUUUGGUAGUUUAGAAUGUAACAAAAGAGGAAUUUAUAAAAAUAAUAUAUAUGUCAGCAAAAAAGUAUUACCAUAGAAUGUAUCAAAAAUGUAUUUAUGAGAUAGCAGUCUAUACUUUGAUUGUAUUUCAGAAUUGACUUCACAUAUCAACUGUCUUCGUAGUUUAGAAAAGAUUGAUGGUGGCGUCUAAAACUGUUGCGCUUGCAUAUGUGUUGUAUCUGCAAUGUGAUUGAUAUCAAUA